AACCACAUCACCCUAGCCACCGUCUCGUUCUCAGCCAAACAACACCUCUCUCCUCAAAUGAUGUAGACAGCCAUGAUCAAUCGCCCCCAGCAAAUAGAUUUUGCACCCAAUACCACCUUCUGAAAAACCCUAAUUCAUUGACCUAUCUUUGAUUCCACACCAAUUUCUCAGUUUCAAUUGGGGCAUUUCCACCUUAUAAUUUCACCGAUAGUCGGAAAAUAAAAUGGAUUCGGACUUAGAAGAUUUUGUUUUCUAUGGAACGCCGAUUGAGCGUGAGGAAGACUCGACCAGUCGCAAAAAGAAAGCCAUUGCUGAGUCCGCCGGUCAACUCCGAACUCUCCCUGCUUGGAAGCAAGAGGUUAGAGAUGAUGAAGGGAGGAGAAGAUUCCAUGGUGCAUUUACAGGAGGUUUCUCUGCCGGUUACUAUAAUACAGUGGGCUCUAAGGAAGGGUGGGCACCACAGACUUUUAAAUCGUCCAGGAAGAGCAGAGCUGAAUUUAAAGAGCAGAGCAUAUUGAAUUUUCUAGAUGAAGAUGAGAAAGCUGAUCUGGAAGGUCAGUUUUUGGGGACAUCUUCACAGUUCGACACAUUUGGUUUCACAGCUGCUGAAAUUGCUCGGAAUCAAGCUGAGAAGGAACAGAAACAGAGGCCAUCCGUAAUUCCUGGACCUGCUCCUGAUGAAUUAGUUAUUCCAGCCACAGAGUCUAUAGGGGUAAAACUGCUGUUGAAGAUGGGAUGGAGUCGUGGUCGCUCAAUUAAGGAUUCACAUGCUGAUUCCCUCUACGAUGCUAGAAGACAGGCCCGGAGAGCUUUCUUAGCAUUUUCUUCAAAUGAUACAAAAGUGAAAGUUUCCGAGUCUGAGCCUACCCAGGAUGAUAAUGAAAACUUUCCUGAGCAGCCUGUGGAUGAUAAUGUUCAGUCUUCUAAGAGCACACCGGUUUACGUACUCAACCCAAAGCAAGACCUCUAUGGAUUAGGUUUUGAUCCUUAUAAGCAUGCUCCUGAGUUUAGAGAGAAAAAAAGGUCACGCCUAUCCAGCAAAACGGGAUCUGGGCACAGCAAAAACUUUUCCACAAGAGACAGUCUUUUUGGUUUUAAGUCAGGAAAGGCUGCCCCUGGUUUUGGCAUUGGUGCACUUGAGGAACUUGAUGCCGAGGAUGAGGAUGUCUAUGCCACUGGUUAUGAAUUUGAAGAAACUUAUGUUCAGGAAGAGGUUGAAGAACCUGCAAAGUUGACCCUAGAAAAUCAGAAAAAGAAAGAUCAAAAGGACAAGGAUAAUCUGCCUGGUUUUAGAGUGGCAUCUAAUUCUGACUAUAAAAUGGAAAGAUUUGAGGCUCCUCGGAUUCCUAAGGAUUUUGUGCCCCGCCAUGCAUUUUCUGGACCUCUUGAGAUUAACCGCCAGAACUAUGAGGUCCCUCCAUCAGAUGUUCCUCCUCCCGAAGAUAGCAAUUUAAAACUAUUAAUUGAGGGGGUUGCAAAUCUGGUAGCUAAAUGUGGUAAGUUAUAUGAGGAUCUAUCUAGAGAAAAAAAUCGGUCAAAUCCAUUGUUUAACUUUCUUUCUGGAGGAACUGGCCACGAUUAUUAUGCUAGGAAACUGUGGGAGGCACAACAGAAGAGCAAUGAUCAAACUAGAGUGCAGUUGGAUGGAAAAAUGCCUCCUUGUGUGCAGAAGCUGACAGCUGAGAGCCGAGGUCAGAUCUUAGGGGAAAAACCUCUACAGAAAACUUCUGAACCAUCCUCAUCGGUUUCUUCUACAGAUAUUCAGCUCCAAUAUAAUCUUAUAGAUACGUUUACCAAAUCUGCAUCAUUUAGUGAUUUAUCAGAAUUUGAAAAGCCUUUCAAGGCUGAUCCUGCAAAGCAAGAAAGGUUUGAACAGUUUAUCAAGGAAAAGUAUAAAGGGGGAUUACGGUCUGGAAGUUCGAGUUUAGCUGGGAACAUGUCGGAAGAUGCUCGUGCACAAGAGAGACUAUCUUUUGAAGCUGCAGCUGAGGCAAUAGAAAAGAGGAAACAGGGUAGGGGAAGCAAGCUUUCAAUUCCAUCUUCCACGGAUUUCAUCACAGGUGGUGUGAUGGAGUUUACAACUGGUGCAGUUGAGCCAACAAAAGACCAGCCAGAUGUAGAUUUUAAGGGGAAGAAAAUGUACCCAAAAAGGGAAGAGUUUCAAUGGCGGCCUUCACCUCUUCUCUGCAAACGCUUUGAUCUCAUUGAUCCUUAUAUGGGGAAGCCUGCACCUGCUCCACGGAUUAGGAGUAAGAUAGAUUCAUUGAUUUUUACAUCAGAUUCAGUCAAGGGUACCAAAGUGGAAGAGCAUAUGAUUGCAAUGAAAGACAUCUCACCCUUGCAACAAUCUGCUAAUAAAGACAUAAACAAAAGUAUGGCUGAAAAUGAAACUGAAGAGGAAGUGAAAGUGGAAGUUGAAAAUGUUGAAAGGCCGGUUGACCUUUACAAGGCUAUUUUCUCUGAUGAUUCAGAUGACGAAGGGGAAGACCCUUAUAUUAAGAAAGUGGAGAAUCAAGAAAAGAAAGCUGAAGUAGCUAACACAGCAUUGAGCCGUUUGAUUGCUGGUGACUUUCUGGAAUCUUUGGGCAAGGAACUAGGAGUCGAGGUUCCUCCUGAUACACCUUACCCCACACAAAAAUCAGGCAAAGAUGCUACUAAUGCUAAUGAAUAUGCAAAACCUGACACCUCGAACGGCGAAAACAACAGUGUGGUGUCAUUGAAACAUGAUUUGUCACACGAUCAGCACAUUGCUCAUGAGGGUGGACACUCAAAAGGUGACAUCAGUUAUGGAAAUAAGCUCGAGAUUCAUAGCAUUAAAACCAAGGGAACUAGUAUCUCUGAUAAUAAAUCAAGUAAGUCUAAUGGAGAGAAGUCUGAAGAUGAUAGGAAAGUUAAAUCACCUUUAGUCAGCAACCAAGGUUAUAUCAGCAGUUCAGAGGAUGAAAGGAGUAGAAAGCGCACCAGUAAGUAUAACAGGGAAAAAUAUGAGUACAGGAAAACUAAAACACCAUCAACAGACCGCCUAGAUUAUAGAAGCAGUUCAUUGUCGGAAGAUGAAAGAAGCAGAAAACGCUCCAGGCAUCAUCGACAUAGGAGGCGUGAUACCGGAAGUGAUUCGUCCAGUGAUGAUGAAAGAGAUCGACACAAUUCAAGGUCAAAAGGGAGAAGAAGGGAAAAGUCUUCUCGAGAAAAAAGCAGUGGAAGUAAGAAACAUUCAAAACAUCACAAGCACAGAAAGCAUGAAUCUCCAAGUAGAUCCUCUCAUUAUAGCAUGGAGAAGGAUGAUGCACAUUCCAGAAAAGAGAAAAGACGAAGGGAAUGAGCGAGGUACCUGUUUACUUUUCCUUUGUUCUCUGUAACUUUGGAGUUUUGUUGGAGGAUAGUUGCUGUAUUGAAAGAUGUGCGUUUUGGGGUUGUGACGCUGAGCUAAACUCAAGCCUCCUAUUGUAAUGGGAUAUUAUAAAGUAUAAUCAUAGAUCAGAUGGAUUUUCAAUAAUCCUAGUUAACACAAUGCAGAAUCGAAGUGGUUCAACAUAUGCUAUAGAAUUGUGAAGUGGCACAACCCCAAACUAACAAUCAGUAAUGUAAUUUAGUAUUUUAUUUAUUCAUAUGAACAUUACUGGUGAUUUUGGGUACCUUUUUACACUUUAACUAAAGGCUUCUCCGCAUUCUGCAAGGCAAGCAAAUUUUGUGAAUUGAAAAGAAAUUUAAAUACCUUACAAUGUAGUUUUUACA
Molecule: messenger RNA, 3735 nt
Organism: Cicer arietinum (chickpea)
Lineage: Eukaryota; Viridiplantae; Streptophyta; Magnoliopsida; Fabales; Fabaceae
Product: G patch domain-containing protein TGH
Biological process (GO): mRNA processing
Cellular component (GO): nucleus
Molecular function (GO): RNA binding
Source: RefSeq, a predicted model, not a curated record